CCUCACCGUCUCCAGCCCGUCUCCUUGUUUCCUACGGCGUGUCUUGCGCGCUCUUUUGCGUCUAUUUUGAUGCACGACGGCGCAGCGCCGUGGUUCAGUGCGGCAGGAUCGACGAGAGCACGAAGGCAGCAGCCGCCGGGUCCGCAUCGCCAGUCAGCUGAAACAGCUGAGAGACUAGUGCGACGUCGCCUACGUAAAAUUGCUUACGUCGAUAGAAGAUUGGGGCUGCUUCGGCGAUACAUCUGUGAUCACUGGGAGACUGCGGUUUCGACCGAGGUGGGUUCAAUGCUGAGAGCCGGAUAAUGAUAUGGGGCUCGAUGACACGCUGGUAUGGUAUCAGAAAAAGAUUGGUGCGUACGACAAGGACAUAUGGGGCAGAAAUUUAGAGCAGCGCAUCCUGAGAGGUGUCAAUGCAAUACCUAAAAAAACUGCCAGGAUUAAGGCAGAGCUUAUCGACAUUGACUUAGUUCGAGGUUCUACAUUCAAGAAGUCGAAGCCGCAAAACAGUUGGCUCGCAUUAGCAACCAAUGGAGUCGUCCGAGUUUUAUUAUUUCCUCUCUACUACAGCUGGUGGAAACAGCAGACGAGCACCGGCAUCUGCGUGUUUCUUCUCGUCCUUUAUUUUUUACAACUGGGCUCUCUCUGCCUGCACUCAUCGCAAGAUGAUGCUCUCAUCGCGGAGAACACGCUAACGGAGGUGCUGACGCCCAUAGCCAUGAUGCUGGUGUUGGGGAUCAUGCAUGCUCAAGUUGUGGCCACAUACACCACCAAUGGGCAGCUGAAACCCAUGCAGAGGACCAAAGCAAGGAAGAGGCCAAAGCGUAAAGUCCGCUCACGGAGCAACUACGAAGGAAAGUCCUCUCCCGGGACGGCGUCGGAAGACAAACCCGACAGCUUGUGGUCCGAGUUCCAAGCCAACCGGACGUCCUGCGGCUCUGCCGCCGAAAACGUGACCCAUCCAGUCAGAAACUCAAGCCGAAUCUCCAUUGUCGGUGGAUCCAACAUCCAGAACAACCAGGCCGACAGAGAUGUGUUUCAUCACAUGGAAGACCGAAAGAACUCAGACGAGGAGAGCGGCCUCGAGAGUCUCUCCAACCACAAUGGUCCCGAGGAACACUAUGUGCCCCAGGAAGUCCAGGACAAGCUGUCCAGCUUCAUCGAGCCGAGCAGCGGCUGCGGCCACUCCGCCGUCUUGGAAGUCAACGGCCAAGCCGUGUCCCCCAAGAGAGAGCCCAGCUCUGACGAUGAAGAGUUCUUCGUCGCCAGAAAGCAGCGUUCCCGGAGCCACGAUAUUUGCCAGGAGGCCAGUGAUGCGUGCAGCUACCCAAUGCAGUGGUGCUCGGCUACGGUGCCGAUCGACGGCAGCCCACACCGCUGCGGCCUCGGCAAGGAAGCGAUGGGCCCUGGCCUGCUCGGCCGGACGUGCGCGGAAGACGACGAGGAAGACGAGGACAAGCUGGCGCCACAGCGGCGCCGCUCGUCUCCGCCCGACCUCCCUCCCAAGAAGAUGGCAAAGCCCAGCCUGCGGAACCGUCGCAUGUCGGCGAGCGUCUUCCCCGCACUGCCGACAAUCAGCCUGGCCCGGUGUGACUACAACAGCUCCUGUGACUCCGACAAAGACACCACCGUCCCCAACACUCCCACCAAGCCUCCUGCAUCGGAUAUUGAAUGGCCCCUGCUUUCAAACACCGACUGCAACGGCUACACCUCAAGUUCCGAAGGGCUCGACGGGGACGAGGAAGAUGUUCCUGAGGAUCCAUUUGGGUUGGACAAUGCAGAGAAUUCCGGUCCAUUAGCUGGGGGACAGGCCAGCCUUGACAAAGUGAGCUGCACGAUAUGGGAAAACGGAGAGUGCAAGAAGGUCGACCUGUCUGUGAUGGACAUUGCAUCUGCCAUAGUUCACAAGGUGGAUUGCAUGAUACAUAGUGGAGAGUACGUCCUGCUAGGCCUGGUGCUGACCACAGUGACCGCCACGUUGCCACUGCUGUUCAGGCUGCAAAGUUCGUCGGCCUUAGAAAACGUACAGCUGGACGCAGAUGGUCUCGUGUUGGGCCUUCCAUUGGAAGUGCGCAAGAUCCCAGAAGUGAUACAAGAUGUUCUCAACCAGUCCCGGUGGAGUGUUUCGUCCACGCUUCUGACAAUCUCUCUCAUCGAGCGCUUCUUUCUCGGAGCCGUGUUUUUCUUCCUGCUGUCAGUCGCUGAGAGAACCUUUAAACAGAGGUUUCUCUAUGCGAAGUAUUUCUGCCAUCUUACUUCAGCAAGAAGGGCACUGCGUUCAGAUCUCCCACAUUUCCGGCUGAACAAAGUGCGCAACAUAAAGACCUGGUUGUCGGUGCGCUCCUACCUCAAGAAACAUGGACCCCAGAGAUCGGUGGACGUGAUUGUGUCCACGGCGUUCAUCAUCGGUGUUUGCAUCCUGUCCUUCCUCUGCGUGCAGUGGCUUAAGGAGAACGAGCAGUUUGCCGAGCGUCUCUACUGCUGGGAGAUGGUCUGCUGGAGCAUGGCACUCGGCAUCUUCCUCAUGCGCUUCAUGAUCCUCGGCUCCAAAAUCAACAAGAAGUACCGCAACCUCUCGGUGCUCAUCACCGAACAGAUCAACCUCUACCUGCACAUGGAGCAAAAGCCACACAAGAAGGAAGAGUUGAUGCUUGCCAACAAUGUGCUUAAACUGGCUGCCGACUUACUCAAGGAGCUGGAGAGUCCGUUCAAGAUUUCGGGCCUCUGCGCCAACCCCUACCUGUACAACAUCACCAAAGUGGUCUGCCUCUCGGCGUUCUCGGCGGCACUCACCGAGCUGUUUGGCUUCAAGCUGAAGCUGCAUAAAAUCAAAAUCAAGUGAACGCAGGAAAAAAAAAAAGCUCCGGUUGUUAGCUAGAAUGCCUCCCCACUCAGGACUAAAGAUAAAAAGAGCGAGAUAAGGAAGUGAGAAAGAGAUAAGAAACACGAGGCUAGUGAACGAUUCGCGAGGAAGUGUUCGUAGAUGCUCGGCCGUCGUUGCCUCGGUUGCGAAGCACCCUGUCUCCUCCUUGUCCGAGGCGGUGUGCAGUGAGGGGGAGGGAAGAGUUCAAAGUUGUAACCUCCUCCCUCUCCUUGAGCACCAGAACACUGGUCCUAUAGCUAGUUCCUUCAGGGGCAGUGACUCCCCCCCCACCCCAGCGCCCACCCCCAAAGAACUUCUUUCAUUGUAGCUGCCCACCCAGAGGAAAAAGUUCUGGUGCCUUUCCCGUCCUUGACAGUCAUACCGUGGCGUAACGUACAAAAGACCAAGCCUCAUUCACUUUGCUAGCACGCCUUCAUGUCAUUUCAACAUGCGUAGGCAUCAUGACGGUCUUUUUUUUUUGGCAAAACGCGCAGUCCUUCCUGCUUCCAGGUGCGAGCUGCAGCUACAACUCGAAACAAACCAAAGUUAGGCUUCCUCGUACAUUCACGUGGGCUCUCUAAAUCCUUAGGUUGUAGCUGGGUUUCCAGCAACACAAGGCAUGGGAGAAAAGGCCCUCCCUGCCCAGAAUGUGAAGGCUGCCGUGCCCCAUGUGAAAUCUCAUUAGUAUCCCGUAGGUGGUCCUACGCCCGCUAUCGCGCGAGGAAAACUUAAUGUCAUUUGUACGGAACGGUAUUCGCGUGUUGCGUUUCUUAGUUGACCACUACGCAAAAACAUUUUAGCGUCUUUACAUGAAAACGUUGUUUGCAAUUGUACGAGUUUGAGGAACUUCAUCAUUUCGAUGCAUACUGACUGACCGAUUCACAUUUAACGUACGUUAACCAAACACGUGUACAUACCUGCGAUUAACGGUCAUCAUUAAAAGAAAUACAAGGUUAGUGGAAAUCAUCGCAACAUGUGAUUAUGGUUGUUCAAUUUUUAGAGGUUUAUUAUGAUUUUAUUCACCACAGCGCUUUUACAGGCUUUUUAUGCUGUUAGCAAGCGGUAGCACAUGCUGGUGAUCCGCCAUAUUGGCUAUGCCUGCCUGGUUUUGGGUCUCGUCCUUACUUGGCGGGGAUGAAUAUAUUGCCCGGCCACGCACUAAAUUAGAUGAAAAUGUUUUGGACGAUUCAUGUGAAGAUCUCAAAUUCCACGUUUUUAAAUGUUUUGCACGAGCAUUGCUAUCUUUUAUUUUUGGUGCGCUUGUUGCAGCGCAGUCAUCGUUCUGCGCAAAUGACGUUACUCUUUGCUGCGUAGCGCAGUGCCGAACCAUAUGCUAGCUGAUGCACCAAAUCUCGUUAGCGACAAGCAUAAUUAAACUCGCUUACAACAAAGGUGCAUUGUGCUCAUUGGCUGUCUCGCAGGGCAGGGAGAGUUUAGAGUGAUAGCGUGUUGCGGCUCCAUCAGGCGGGUCAACUCCUACUAGGCUUAGCUAAAAAAGUUCACAGUCAUCGAAGCCCAUUUUCUUUUGCCCAUAGAUGUGCAGCAAAUCACACUGCGCUAACCCAGCACAUGGGUCGCUCUUUUCUCCUCAAUUGAAAUCGAUAAUAACAUUGCUUUGUUGCUCACGUGUCGUUGUUGCUGAAAGAGAAAAGUUGUGGUAUUUUUUAAAUGUGUGCAGAACACAUACACGCGCCUCAUUUUUCACUGCAUUAUUUUUCUCUUAUUCAAUUUUAAGGUAUCUCACGGUUGGGUGCGUUUGGGAAGUGGGGGGCUGGCAGUUUCCCAUUGACUUGAGAUUGUUCAAGUUGAACAAGAACAUCAGAAGUGGCAGUAUAAAUGUGGGAAGGCUGAUGGUCGUGUUCCUGUUCCCGUGUUCUGGUUCUCGUUGAAUAAAAUGCUGUUUUGGCACAAA
Messenger RNA from Rhipicephalus sanguineus (brown dog tick), 4772 nucleotides. RefSeq names its product protein phtf (gene phtf). NCBI's taxonomy places the organism in Eukaryota, Metazoa, Arthropoda, Arachnida, Ixodida, Ixodidae. The transcript has 20 exons. Gene Ontology annotation, cellular component: endoplasmic reticulum. The record is from RefSeq and is a predicted model, not a curated record. Bases 308 to 2839 code for a protein of 843 amino acids.